Molecule: messenger RNA, 1323 nt
Organism: Neoarthrinium moseri
Lineage: Eukaryota; Fungi; Ascomycota; Sordariomycetes; Amphisphaeriales; Apiosporaceae
Exons: 2
Coding region: 1-1323 (440 amino acids)
Source: RefSeq, a predicted model, not a curated record
AUGAAAAGGGGCGCACCAUCAAACCCCAAAACACCAAAGGCCAAGAAAGCUCGCGCAGAAGUUCCCGAAUAUCACUUAACCCCUUCUGUGCGAGACGAACACGGAACAGCGAUAUGGCCGGCCCCUGAAGACGCCAUCACAAAAGCUAGGGACUUCAUUCGAGAAUGUGCUGCGGCUGGAAAGAAGACUCUCAUAGUCCCUGAUAAAGAUGCAGAUGGUCUGACCUCAGGUGCUAUUCUGCAAAAGACCCUCAUCUGGCUUGGUCUUGAUCCGAAACUCAUAGCAGCGCAUCUUCUGAUGAAAGGCGCCAGUGUUCACGAUCAAAGCCAGAGGAAAUCCAUGGCUGCCCAUGAGCCAGCUUAUAUCAUUGUCUUGGAUCAGGGGUCACGAAAGUCGCCACCGCUCAUUGAAGGAUCUCAUAAGGCCCUGGUUAUCGACCAUCACCACGCCUUGGACGAGGAUUUCCCUGCAGGCGCUGAACAUGUUACGGCUUGCAAUUCUCCGCCAGUGGCUACGAGUUCCUUGCUUACAUACCACAUAUGCUGCGGGCUGCACGACGAUGUCCGCAGCUCCUGUGACUGGUUAUGUGUCAUGGGGACUCAUGGAGAUCUCGGAAAUACGCUCAAGUGGGAACCGCCUUUCCCGGACAUGAAACCAACGUUCAAGGCAUACACUAAGAAAGCCUUGAAUGAUGCAGUGUCUCUCAUCAAUGCUCCCCGCCGAACAGCAUCCUAUGAUGUGCCAGCAGCGUGGAGAGCUCUCACGGCGGCGCAGGCCCCGGCGGACCUCUUGAAGAACCAGGACCUCCUCGCUGCUCGGGCUGAAGUCAAUACAGAAGUCGAACGAUGCACUCACACGGCCCCCAAGUUCUCCGGAGAUGCGAGGAUAGCCAUAUUCCGGAUCAACUCGGCGGCUCAGGUGCACCCUGUGAUAGCAACACGGUGGGCAGGCCACCUACAGUCACCCAAAUUGGAGGUUAUCCUUGUGGCUAACGAAGGCUAUCUCCCGGGUAUGGUCAACUUCUCGUGUCGCAUACCGCGGAGUGCUAGGACUCGUGAUCCUCCUGUUAACAUCAUCGAGGUUCUGAAAAGCAUUGCCGACAAGGCUCCCGACCCCACGCUGCGCGCGAGGCUGGGCGAAUCAUUUGCUCGAGGGCACAAGGAAGCCAGCGGCGGUAUAGUCCCAAAAGCAGAGUUUGAAGAAUUGAUGAGCAUCCUUGAAAUUGGGAAGAAGCCUGAUGGGAACAGUCCUAAUAAGAAAGGGGGGAAAGACACUGCUGCGAAGCAAUCAAAUACCUUGAUGAACUACUUCGUCAAGACUUGA